Prorocentrum cordatum is the source of this 1323-nucleotide messenger RNA. The record is from the annotation of a GenBank genome assembly. NCBI's taxonomy places the organism in Eukaryota, Dinophyceae, Prorocentrales, Prorocentraceae.
AUGCUGUGUGCAAGUCGACGGAUGCAGAUGCGAAGCUGCUUCGCCGACGCGGCGAUCGCCCGCUGGAAAGGUGAGGGUCCCAAGGGCCUGCAGCUUGAGAGCAUUGCCUCGAGUCUGACCGGACACGGCAUCGCCACUUCUGGAUGGUGGACGUCGGGCGGUGCGCCUCGCCGCCACUGCGCCGGCAAGGAUGGAGCGCAUCCGCUGACGUUGGCCGAGGGGCCAGGCGCGCUCGAGGCCGCCAUCCCGCUCAAGGAGCUGGAAGCGGCCCUGGAGCGAGGCGCGCGGCAGGGGCCCGAGGCCGCGGCGAUCGUGAAGGGCGAGGUGGGCAACAGCGAGAUGCUCGCGGACCGGACGAGGGUCCACCAGAACGAGCGGUUCGAGCUGGUGAGCUCAAGCGACAGCGAGGCUGGCGCCGACGGCAUCGGACACAGACUCGACGACCUGAAGGCGAUGCGCUACGAGAUGAGGGCCGGCCUCCUCAACGCGCGGGUGGAAUUCGGCGCGAAGAUCGUGGAAGUGCCCUCCGUGCAGCAAGAGGAGGUCCCGCAAGUGGACUGCGCGAGCUCCGCGGGCCCAAAGGCGGCCCCCAAGGGCGAGCAACCCACCGAGCUGCCGCUCGAGAAGCCCGUGGACGUCUCGCAGGUAAAGAUCAUCGAGGUGCCGCGCGAUAAGCCAGUGGAGGUCCCGCAGGGAGAGCACGAGACGAGGCUUCGAGAGAUCGCGAAGACAGUGAAGUACGACACGCAACGCAAUGAGAUCGCGAACACUGGCUUCGCCGAACAGAGUAUCGAGGUGCCUUUCGAGCAGACGGUGGACGUCCCGCAGGAAAAGCCCGACGCGAGGUUCAAGCAGAUCGCGAAGACGGACCUCGUUGAGCAGAUCAACGAGGUGCCCUUCGGAAAGACUGUGGACGCCCCGCAGGUAAAGAAUAUGAAGUUCAACGAUAGCGCGUGGAAGUCCUGGCAGGUGAAGUACGACGCGAAGUGCAACGAGAGCGCGAAGACGGAUCUCGCUGAGCGGUUCAGCUUGAUGCUUCUGCCUAUGCCCUUCUUCCCGAGCCUCGGGAUGAGCGGCACCGAGGCCGACAGCGAGAUGGCGAUGCUCGGUCUCGCGGGCUACUGCUUAACCGUUGACAGAAUCCUACAGGAGGCGCAGCUGCGGGAUUUGCUCGAGUGCGGGGACGAGGUGAAGGUCGGGAAGGCCGUGCAAGACACCCUCCACUGGCUGGACCAGCCUGACCGUGCGGGCCUUGUCGAGCUCGAGGGCAAGGAGCCGGAGCCGGAGGGCAUCACCAACCCCACCCUGAUGAAAGCCACGUAG